Messenger RNA from Xylona heveae TC161, 2166 nucleotides. RefSeq lists its product as hypothetical. The record is from RefSeq and is a predicted model, not a curated record. Lineage: Eukaryota; Fungi; Ascomycota; Xylonomycetes; Xylonales; Xylonaceae. Bases 1 to 2166 code for a protein of 721 amino acids. The transcript has a single exon.
AUGUCUUCUACUCUUGCUUCCAGCACAGCCGGACCAUCGCCCGCAUCCCUUCGAUCGCUCCAGCUUGCAAGUCCAGAGGAAUCUAACGGUCGCUGGCCCUCGUCACAAGCCGUUAAAUUCAUUCGGCGUACGAGCGGCAAUAGCGUCAAUUCCACCCAGUAUUCGCUUGAUUCGGAUUCCUCCCCACACCCUCUUCGCCAGUCUGUAUCUGUUGACGAACUUGAAUCGACGGCUGGCCUGCGUCGUGAGGGCAACAAGCCUUUUGGGAAUCUGCCAAGUACGAGUGAACGGGCUGAAGAACAAUUCUCCGCACCGCCUCCAACAGAUUACUUCGCGCAAAAUGAAUGGACGCCUUCGCACGCUCCAGAAUCGCAAGGUUCUAGCCGCAAACGCUCUUCAGCUACAGUAACUCUUGCAAACGCCGCCAAGGGUCGAGUGGCUAACGGUCGGGACAGUCCGGCGCCACUCCACGGCCGCACGAACAGUGAUGACCGAGGCAACCAUACCGCCCUGGCACAUGUCCCAUCUCCUGUGCUUCCUCCCAGUGGUUCCGCUGAGGCGCUUGGAAGGCUUUUCCGUGGCGCGCAACUUCCAAGUAAUGGCAGACAUAUCAGUUCUGGCUUCUCUUUCCCGGCCUAUCUUGGAUCUGCGUACGGCAUCUCACGUGCCGAUUGGGCGCUUUUCACAUCUGAGAUCCGCUCCUUCAACCGCUGCACAAAGUGGGACAUUGCAUUUGUGCUCAGUGCAGCGAGUAUGACCCUAGGCAACUCCGCCGCGGCAGUAAUUCUUACUGCCCUCCUUCCAGCUCUUGGCAUCAGUCUGAUUGGCGGAACUGUUGUCACUGGCGGGCUUGGCCUCCUAGCGUUACUUCCCCUUGCAGUUAUUCCUGCCGCUGUGGUGGGUGAUAUUGUUCGGCGGUCGGCCAAAAGGCGCAAUCUCAAAACUGCCAGAGAGUAUGGAGCGAUUGAAAGAGUGUUGAAAGAGUGGAAUGACGUGUAUUUUCAUCCAAAAGGCCUCUCGGUUAAGAUUGAGUUGCCAAAAGAGGACGUACAUGGCAUGAAAGACAUGGAUUUGCUGACGCGGAAAUGGACAAAGCACGUCAGAGAGAGCAGAAUAUUGCCUAGGCUUGGUUUAGGCCAGAAUUUUGGAAGAGCUCCGGCAGUCAAGGAGAGCACCGAAGGCAGCGGAGAGCAGGACAACGGAGAUUCUAACGAACCGUCAGAUUCUUUGAUGGCAUCGACUCCGAAGCAGCAGAAAGAAACACUUCCUCUGCCGAGGCAAAAUCCAGCGGCUGAUAGAACUUCUGAUGUGAGCAGCAAUAGCCAUGAUGGCGCGCCUAAGGAGGCUGAGUCGAACGCUCCCCAGUCUUCAGCCACGGAUGAUUCUACGCCCAGUCGCGCCAAAUCUGUCUCUAACUCUGACACCCCGCAGGCUGAGCAGAAAGCUCUUCCUCGGGAGACAACCCCAGCUUCUUCUCUAGCGGUAGAUGGUAAUGCAUCCAUCAAUGCCGUCGACGAUGCUCACCCGUCUAUAGUUCCUUCAGUCUCCCCGCCUUUAGGAGCUCAUGUUGAUGCACACGAAGACGCGCUGGACCAAGACAAUACUACCCCUAGGCAAGGACAUCAAGAGAGCCCAAUCAGAGAAAAGCCAAAGGCUAAAGCGAAGCCGCGUAACCCAACUAAGUCCAAAUCAGGCGGUAAACGCGUACUGUUCUUUCGACAUGGUUUCUUUCCCAAACAGCAGCGACGGCCUUCCUCCAUAUCAUCUACUUCUUUUUCUUCUUCGGCGGCCCGCCACCAACAUUCGUCAUCUACCAGACCAUUUGGUCUUCGACCUACCGGAAUCUCGGAUAACGCAGGAUCCGAGGCGGCAUCCAUGUCCGCUUCGUCUUCGUCGUCUUCUAGAGCGCCCGCGCCAGACCUAACCUGGUCUGAACGCUGGCGUGCUCUGCAAGCAAGACGCGCCGCGCGACAUGCGGACAAGGAUAAGCGCCAUGCUCUUCGACGCGGGCGUAUUGUGCUUAUUCCGAUCGGCACACCAGAGCCGGCGAUGGGUGCUAUUCCGCAGGGCGCGAUACAAAGAGAUGUCCUCAGGAGACGAAAAUUGGUACGAGUCAUUGGCAAGAGCCGAAAGAGAGGUAGAGGGAAAAGGGUAUCUAGAGUCUGA